AUGGCCACCGUGGAAGAGAUUAUUUUUGUAGGUACAGGCACUUCGAGUUCUGUACCUGUCAUAUCUUGCCUUACCAGCCCUAAAAGGGAUUGUAAGGUUUGCCUUUCAACUCUAACACCUGAAGGAAGGAAAAAUAUCAGAAAAAAUACUUCUUUACUGGUUCGAUUCCGUAAACAUGCUGAUCCUCCAGGUGCUCGCUUAGAAAUGUACUCAUCGAUUGCGGCAAAACGUUCAGUGUAA
This is a messenger RNA of Mycotypha africana, 240 nucleotides long. RefSeq lists its product as uncharacterized. The transcript has 2 exons. The record is from RefSeq and is a predicted model, not a curated record. NCBI's taxonomy places the organism in Eukaryota, Fungi, Mucoromycota, Mucoromycetes, Mucorales, Mycotyphaceae. Bases 1 to 240 code for a protein of 79 amino acids.